AUGCCUAAGACGUCAGUAGCCCGGAUGCUGGUGAGCCUGAUGCUGCUUUGCCAUCUCUCGAUCGCACAGUUGACGAAACAUAGGGCCGAUGCUACCUAUACGCCGGAACCAACGGCGCCAUUUUCCCCGGACACAACUGCAUCUUCGGGAAAAAGCAACAACAGCGGCGAUGAUGACGCGACUCGCACAACUAAUGCGCCCACUAUCUCGACCGACCCUUCGUCGGCAGAAACGGUAUUACGCUCGACAAAGGACGUUACAAUAACGGUCCCUCCUCCCACAGCCUCAACAACAGCAGCGAAUGCCCCUCUAAGCUCUGCCUCGGCGACGGGAAGGUCUCCAAUGGCUAACGGGUUAGUGGGAAGCUUGGUUGUGGCAUUCCUUGUAGAAAUAUGUUUCUUGGUUUUGUUUGGUAUGGAUUAG
Molecule: messenger RNA, 423 nt
Organism: Histoplasma capsulatum G186AR
Lineage: Eukaryota; Fungi; Ascomycota; Eurotiomycetes; Onygenales; Ajellomycetaceae
Exons: 3
Coding region: 1-423 (140 amino acids)
Source: RefSeq, a predicted model, not a curated record